Dictyostelium purpureum is the source of this 1316-nucleotide messenger RNA. RefSeq lists its product as uncharacterized. The record is from RefSeq and is a predicted model, not a curated record. Bases 121 to 1227 code for a protein of 368 amino acids. Gene Ontology annotation, molecular function: protein binding. The transcript is spliced from 3 exons. NCBI's taxonomy places the organism in Eukaryota, Evosea, Eumycetozoa, Dictyosteliales, Dictyosteliaceae.
AUUUUAAUUACUAUUGUUUAUCUUUUUCCUUUUCUUUUAUAUAUAUAUAUAUAUAUUGUUCUAUAAUAAUAAAUAUCUGUAAAAAUAAUUUGUAUUAUUUUAUUUUUUAUUUUCUAAAAAAUGUGUAAUAUUAUAUGCUUUGAAGAUUUACCUAAUGAGGUUUUAUAUUUAAUAUUAUCAAAUAUAUCUGGAGAAUUUAUAAUAUCAACAUUUCAAUAUACAUCUAAAUUUUUAUAUAAUGUUUGCAGUGAUGAGUUGUUUUGGAAGAUACUAUCAACACAAACUUAUAAGAACUCACCAAAAUUAAAAUCAAGAUUUUUACAGUUACAACAGCAACAACAACAACAACAACUAAAUUACAAUGAUGAUGAAGAUAAUUUUAAUGAUUUGGUUUUAAAUGAUAAUAAUAAUAUGGUUGAUGGUGCUGAUGAAUAUCAGGUUUUAAAUAAUCAAUCAUUAGAAAAUAAUUUUAAUAAUUUAGAUCUCCAAAACCAAAGAAGACUUUUAAACUAUCAAAAAAACAGUUGGAAGUAUUUUUUUAUUAAGAGUAUUACACCAAAAUAUUUAGUAAUGGGUUCAGAAAUAGAUAAUACCAGAUUAAAAGAAAUUAGAAAUGUUCUCGUUGAAAAAGGUUUAAAAAAUGUAGAUUAUUUUAAUGUGUUUGGGUUCAAUGGAGUUUCCCAAUCAAAUCUAUUUCAAUAUGAUGCUAUUUUAUUCUUUUCAUACUGUGGUUUUAGACAAAAAACAGUUGGUAAUAUUUUAGCUGACUAUGUUGAUAAUGGUGGUGGAAUUGUUUUGGCCGCAUAUUCAAAUUGUGGCAAAGGAAAUAGAUUAGAAGGAAGAUGGUUAGAAGAAGAAUAUAAUCCAUUUAAUGAUGGUGUAACACAAAGAGUCUUUCAAUUAAAACUAGGUAAAAGAUAUUUUGAAAAUCAUCCUAUUUUAGAAAAUGUAAAAGAUUUGCAAGGUGGGUUACAUAGUUCCCACAGUGAUUCUUCAGAAUCAAAGUAUGCUAUUAAAAUUGCAGAUUGGGAUAACGAUAGACCCCUAAUUGUAGAGUUACAAACUAAAGCAUCCCCAAUUGUUGGUUUAAAUUUCUAUCCACCCUCAAAUGAAUUUGAUAGAACAAGCUGGGAUAGUAAGACCGAUGGUAUUGAAAUAGUAUACAACUCUUUAAAAUAUGUAACCCCCAAUAAUAGCAAUAAUACCAUAUUAAAUAAAAUUAUAUAAUUGUAAAAUAGAAUAAAAUGCUAAAUAUAAAAUAAAAUAAAUAAACUUUUAUUUCCAUGUAAAUAAAACUUUAAAAACUUUUCAACCCC